AUGAUGAAAUCAUCAAAAGUUUCAACAAUAUUACUUUUAUUAUUUGUUGUUAUAAUUGGUAGUUUUUGUUUAACAUAUGGUGCACCAUCAACAACCAACCAAAAACCAUUAACAUCAAGCGAAAAGAAACUAUUGAAUGAUUUAUACGAUAGAGCAAAGAAAGCAGGUGGUGUAGUUGAAUUCAAAUCAAAUUUAGAUUCAAAGAAAUUCGUUACCGCUCAAAAUAGACCAUAUGAUUUAUUAGCUCUUUUCACAUCUUCUAAUCCAAAAUAUGGUUGUAGUGGUUGUGUUCAAUUAAAGAAUCAAAUUGAAUCAUUCUCACUUUCAUAUGAACCAUAUUUAAAUUCAGCAGGAUUUUUGGAGAAACCAAUUUUUAUCGUUAUUUUGGAAGUCGAUUAUAAUAUGGAAGUAUUCCAAACAAUUGGUUUAAAUACAAUUCCACAUUUAUUAUUCAUACCAAGUGGAUCAAAACCAAUCACUCAAAAAGGUUAUGCCUACACAGGUUUCGAACAAACCUCUUCUCAAUCAAUCUCUGAUUUCAUUUAUAGUCAUUCAAAGAUUAGAAUUGAACCAGUUAAAACAUUUUAUGAAAAAUAUUCAGUUCAAAUUUUAAGCUUUGUUGUAUUUUUAGCAUCAGUUAGAUUCCUUAUUACUGCCUAUAGAAAAAGAAAAAGUCCAAUGUUUUGGUAUUUCUUAACAAUUUUAUUAUUCGCAUGCGUUAUUAUGGGUAUUUUCUAUGACUUUAUUCAUAAACCAAACUUUUAUGAGUUUGAUCAUCGUCAACAAACUUAUAACUACUUCUCAAGAGGUUCAAGAAGUCAAACUGUUUCAGAGGGUAUGAUCAUGGGUGUUUCAACUAUUGCAAUUACUCUUAUUUUUGUAUUCCUUUCAGAUAUUUUACCAAAUUAUACAAAUUUUUCAUCAAAAAGUAAGGGUUUAUUAUUCUUUAUGGGUAUGUCAUCAAUUAUAGUCUUACUCUUCUUCCAAUCCCUCGCUUUCCAAAUUAAAUAUUACCGUCCAUUAUUUUUCAUUCCAUCUGUCACUUAUCAUUAUUAA
Messenger RNA from Dictyostelium discoideum AX4, 1056 nucleotides. It is a transcript of the gene ost3, whose product is annotated as dolichyl-diphosphooligosaccharide-protein glycotransferase. The coding region runs from base 1 to 1056 and encodes 351 amino acids. NCBI's taxonomy places the organism in Eukaryota, Evosea, Eumycetozoa, Dictyosteliales, Dictyosteliaceae. Gene Ontology annotation, cellular component: endoplasmic reticulum membrane. The record is from RefSeq and is a predicted model, not a curated record. The transcript is spliced from 5 exons.